Colletotrichum navitas is the source of this 884-nucleotide messenger RNA. RefSeq lists its product as uncharacterized. The transcript has a single exon. The record is from RefSeq and is a predicted model, not a curated record. NCBI's taxonomy places the organism in Eukaryota, Fungi, Ascomycota, Sordariomycetes, Glomerellales, Glomerellaceae. Bases 92 to 646 code for a protein of 184 amino acids.
AAACCCGAGCUGUGGUCUACCGGCCAAUAUUGGGCUUCUGUAUUCACGACAAUCUCUGGGACACGGGAAAUGCCAUCGCGAUGUCCCCUGCAUGGCCCGUCUCGCAGGUGAAGAGGGUAUACGCUAUCUCGGCCGGACCCAUGCACUAAUGGCCUGGUGGCCGUCCUCUUCGCCCGCCUCGAGGCUUACGAGAGACGCUCAACCCAAACCCUCGAGACAAAACGCCUCGCACGGCAAAGAACCACGGCAUGUAAGCGUCUCCAUCGCGGAGAGGCUGCGUGGCGGCAUAAGGCAGCAACCAACACGUUGGCGAUCUCUUUUCGUCCACCUCCGGAUGACGGCUGGUAAGCAAAUCGGUUUAUUGUCCCCAACCCCCUUGUCGGUUACAACUCGGAGCUCCAAUCUAGUUUUCGACGGAGAUGUGUCGGAGCCGGGAGGGCGCGAGUUUGGUCCCAUGCAACCUCGUAGUCUAAUAUUAUGCCGUCCAAUACGAGGAAGGGGGUUAAGACUCAACUUGGCUUCUCCGAGAAACACCGAGCCAAACGUUAACGCUACCCAAGGGGAGACAGGAUGUGAGUUCUUCACGACGGAUGGGUGCUAUGCGAUAUUUUUCGGAACCGUACCCUUCUGGGGUUCCUCGUAUUAGCGCACCCUUACCACGGUACAACCCCCCCGGCCCCCAGAUCUCUGUCGUUGUGGUCCGUGGCACACGCGGGUACAAUACCGACGGGGGCAUCCUUCCUAUGACAUUAUUCGUUCCAUUGGCUCACCCGGCCGUACUGAGCUAGAUUUUAUAGACAUGUGCGAAGAAACAGCCAGAACGACGACUCGUCCCCAAACACCCCCAGCGCCCAGUAGUUAAUCAUUGACACACAAACGCACGC